UUCAUCUUUAUGUCUUUUGUAGAUUCUAUGAACCCUUCGCAACCCACAUCGUUCUCUGUUUUUUUACCCUUCUUGGGAACUUUCUCUCGCCGGUGAUCUCUCUCCUCUCUCUCUGACCUUGACGGUGACUACAGAUGAACUGAUGAAUUAUGCAUUGGCGGUGACAUAGAAACAUCAAAGGAGACAUCUUUGUUUGAAGCCAAGCCAUUGGGCAUAAAGACAUUAGGAGUUCUGGGUAUUGUUCCCAAUGCAUUCCCUGUCGUUUUCUUCUUCACUUCUGCCGCCAUCCGUGUCCACCCGCAGUUCACCACGGCUUCUGUCAUUGCAACUUAGGCGACUUAAAUUCGAUACAACCCGUCUAUGGAGUUGCUCUCUUUCGCCGACUGUUCCUUCAUUCCCCAAGAAAUUAUUUUAUUUGUUGUGUCGUAGACCCCCUUCUGCUUCUGCCACCACUCCCUCAGAGGGGGCAGCCCCUGUGGUCAAUGUAGAGGAUUUCUACGAAAAAGAUUGGUCCUUUCUCGAAUCUAUGGAAACCGGCUCUUCUGAUCAUGCCCAGAAGAUCGAACGGAUCGUAAAGGCAGGAGAGAUCUCGGAAUCAUCCAGGGUUUUGGUGUCCAUCGGGUCAGAAGCCUUCAUUGAUCAUCUGAUGGAAUCUUCACCGUCCCAACUUUUGCUCGUUGUGCAUGAUUCCCUCUUCGUGUUAGCUUGUGUCAAGGAAAAGUAUGACAAAGUCAAGUGUUGGCAAGGAGAACUGACCUACGUCCCGGAAAAAUGGUCUCCUUUGGAUGUCGUGUUUCUCUAUUUUCUACCAGCCUUGCCCUUCAGCCUCGACGAGAUUCUGAAGAUGCUGUCAGAACGUUGUUCACCUGGUGCAAGGAUUGUCAUCAGCCACCCACAAGGGAGAAAGGGCUUGGAGGAGCAGCGGCAGAAGCAGGACCCGGAUCAUGUCGUCGUCUCUGAGUUGCCCGACAGUUCAACUCUGCAGACCUUUGCUAAGAAGCACUCCUUCGAGGUGACUAAGUUCGUAGACGAGCCUGGACUUUACCUUGCUGUGCUGAAAUUUUCCAUAGCUUGAAAUCCUUCGGACAAAAUUCAGAUGUAUCGGAUAUUUUCCUUGUCUGAGUUUCUUGAUGGAGAAUGAUUUUUUUUUCAUAA
Tarenaya hassleriana is the source of this 1155-nucleotide messenger RNA. RefSeq lists its product as uncharacterized. The record is from RefSeq and is a predicted model, not a curated record. NCBI's taxonomy places the organism in Eukaryota, Viridiplantae, Streptophyta, Magnoliopsida, Brassicales, Cleomaceae. The transcript is spliced from 3 exons. Bases 248 to 1075 code for a protein of 275 amino acids.